Messenger RNA from Camellia sinensis, 4175 nucleotides. NCBI's taxonomy places the organism in Eukaryota, Viridiplantae, Streptophyta, Magnoliopsida, Ericales, Theaceae. The record is from RefSeq and is a predicted model, not a curated record.
CACACACGCACACUCACACUCCCACUCCCACUCCCACUCCCACAGCUUGAAGAAGAUGUCAAGAAGAAGAGUUUCUGUUUCUUCCAUUAUUGGAAGAAGAAGAAGAAGAAGAAGAAUUGCUGAUGAUAAUUGUCAAAAAGUGAUCUCCAAGACGCUGUUAAUACGUUCAAUCGCGUGAUCCAAAUGCGACCUUUCCCCCCCCAUUUCUCAUUUCAACAAAGCUUUAUGUCCUCUUUCGAAAUUGGGUCAUUACGGCAUCGCUCUGUCUCUUAUUCGGAAAUUGCAUUUUCUAGGCAUUCAGAUCGAUAUCUUCACCUUCAACAUUGCUAUUAACUGUUAUUGCCGCCUGAAUCAAGUCCAUUUUGGGUUCUCUCUUUUGGGUACCCUCUUCAAACGCGGUUAUACACCUGAUGUAACUUCCUUCAACACUCUGUUGAAUGGACUUAUUUUGGACGAUAAAACCCCUGAAGCUGUAGAAUUAUUUAAGAAAUUAAUGAGAAUGGGAGAAAUUGAACCCGAUGUGGUUAUGUAUGGAACCAUUGUUAAUGGGCUCUGCAGAACAGGAAACACUAUCAGGGCUGUUAGUUUGCUUAGGAUAAUGGAAGAGGGAAGCUGUAAGCCUGACAUCGUAGUGUAUACCACGAUCAUUGACAGUCUUUGCAAGGAUCGAAUGGUGGAUGAUGCUCUCAAACUCUUUUCUAAAAUGGAUGAAAAGGGUAUUUUCCCAAAUGUUGUCACUUAUACUUCUUUGAUUCAUGGCCUAUGUAAUUUUGGCCGGUGGAAGGAGGCUAUGGGAAUGUUUAGAGAAAUGUUGGAUGGUGGUAUUGCUCCAAAUGUUCAUACGUUCAGUGUUUUGCUGGAUGUAUGUACCAAGGAGGGGAAGAUGAAAGAGGCAGAGGGGGUACUUGAAGUCAUGAUACAACGAGGUGUGGAUCCUGAUGUAGUCACGUACAGUAGUCUAAUGGAUGGAUAUUGUUUGCAAGGCCACAUGGAUGAAACAAUCAGAGUGUUGAAUACCAUGGUGGAGAGGGGCCUUCACCCUAAUGUUUUUAGCUAUACCAUUCUAAUCAAUGGAUAUUGCAAGAAAAUGAAAAUAGAUGAGGCCAUGCAUCUCUUUCGAGAAUUGCCUCGAAGGGGGUUGAAACCCGAGAAUGCAACUUUCAAUGCUAUGUUACGGGGUUUGUUUCAAACAGGUAGAUGUGGAGCUGCUCAAAAACUUUUUAAUGAUAUGCAAGCUACAUGCAUAAUUCCAAAUUCUCAAACUUAUGCUAUCAUGUUGGAUGGACUGUGCAGAAACAAGAAUAUUUCUGAAGCAUUGUCAUUAUUCCACAUGAUGGAAAGCAAUGGUUUACAUCUUGAUAUUGUUAUGUAUAAUAUCCUCAUUGAUGCAUUUUGCAAGGAUAAAAAGCUUAAUACUGCAAGGGCUCUUUUCAGUAACCUUUCUUCCAAAGGAUUAGAUCCUAAUGUUAAGACAUACACUAUGAUGAUACAAGGUCUUUGUAAAGAAGGCCUACUGCAUGAAGCUAAAGAGUUGUUUGUUAAAAUGGAAUAUAAUGGUUGUUUGCCAAAUGAUGUCACUUACAACACUAUUAUCCGAGGAUUUAUUGGACAACACAAGUGCUAUGAGGCAUUAACACUCGUUGAGGAAAUGGUUCAAAGGGGUUUUUCAGUAGAUGCAUCCAAUUCUUCCGUGAUCAUAGAUAUACUCUCGACUAAAGGACAAGAUCCUUCUCUCCGAGAAGUGAUAAAGAAGUUCGUGCCAAAAGAUAGUCAUGGAAUGCAUGAUAUUGAGUAAAUUUUUUAAGCUAUGAAGGUAAUGCUACACACAUCUUAAAUUAUAUAUUAUUAAGUGAAGCUUUUUGUUGUUGUUGUUGUUGUUGUUGUUAUGGAUUGACAUGGGCUUAUGCAUUUCCAUCAACUAUUUUGGACUUGUUGCUACGUGACUUUGCAACAUGUUUUCAUAAUUUCUAUUUAUGUAUAUCUUGUGUAUAAUGCCUCCUAAUUCUCUCUCUCUCUCUCUCUCUCUCUGACAAAAUUUUGAUUCCCCUCCUUUGAAUUUCCAUAUUGACACAGUACCAAGCAACCCCAUUCAGAAGAAGCGGUGCUGACAUAAUUCAUUAGCAAGAGCAAAUACUUGUUGAAUUGACAAUUGUUCCUUUUAUUCUAAGCUAUUCAAAAUUAUAUAUAUAUUUUUUAUAUUAUUCUUUUGUUAUUUAUUAGUACACUAUAUAUUCUUGUGUUGACUAGAAUGACUAUCAGAAGUUCAUCCAUGGUUUGCUCCAAUUGAAGGUCAUGUACAGGUAGUUGACUUAAUCAACUAUUGAAAUAUUUCUUAUGCUAGAAAGAAAACAUGCACCAUUUGGUGUAUCUGUGAUUUCACUGUUGGGAUUAAGUAUGGCUCUUCUCUUAAACUAGGAUGAACAUGUGGAAGGAUUUGACUUUUGAAAACAUUGGUUAAAAUUAAAUGGAUAGAGAAUGAUCAUGUAGACUUUGAUUCAUUUGAAGUAGUUUAUAUCUUUUGGCUCUUAAGUCUAGCACAAUUAUCUAUAUAAUAAAGCACCUAGCUUUUUGAAAAUGUACUACAAUUUUGUCCUAGAUGCCACUUUGAAUGGUUAGGAUUAACACAAUCUAAUGGUCUAAAAAUGUCCAAUGAACAAAUUGUCUUUUAAUGGUUGAGAUUGUUUGUUUGACAUGCAUCCAAUGGUGGAGGAUUCAUUUUAUCCUUUGUUUGUUCUUCCAGCCCAUCCCUUUCUGUUGAGCCCUCUCUCUCAUUUGAAUUUCAAAUUUCAAACGCACAUUCUCUCAGUCUCACUCUGUUUCUCUCACACACUUUCUCCAUUCUCUUUUAUGGUUCAAUAAUCAGAAGGUUUUGGAUUAGACCCAGUUGGUUCAUCGCUUUCAAACCCUCCAAUCUCUUACCUAUUUCACUCUCUCUGAUUACUUUCAACAACCAACCACAUGUCAACAACCACUUGAAUCCAUUGAUUCGAAGACCCAAAUUUUCAAUCUACCGCUGCUACUCAACCACCACCAAUCUCAUCACACCCAAAACCCAUCAUUUUUCUUGCCGGAGCACCACCUUCCUCCGUCACCACAGGCUAAAAUGCACCACCAUAGGUUUCUUACAAUUUUGAAGAAUGCCUUGGCUCUUCGGUUCAUAUAAUGGUGAAGCUUGGUCAGGACAGGUCGCAAAUCAAUGUCGAAGUUUGAAUUCAAGGUCAUAGUUAUGGAUUUCUUUUGAAUUAGUUUAUGAUAUUUAAUUUUUUUUUCUUGCUGUAGGUCAAAUGAUUUUUGGGUUUUUGAUAUCAUUGUUUGUAGUUUGCAGGUAUAAAAACCCAUCAUUAUUAGAUUCUUUUAGCUUAGGUCAUAGAGGAGCAACACCCAUAGUGUUAUUGUUCAUGGUACUUGAGGUCUACGACUAAAUGGUGUUGAUGGUACUUGAAGUUUUUUCUAUAGCUAUUGUAUCCAUUGAUGGCAUUGAUUGCUUUUUAGGUGUGAUUCGCUUAUUUUGAAGAUGCCUAAAUCCACAGAGUAUGAACAUCUACGUUGAUGACGAUGAUGAUGAAUUGGAUUUUGUUAAAGGAGUCAGGUGCUAAUUUGGGAGAUUAGUCAGAUCCUUGAUGCAGUUUUAAAGGCUGUAUAAUCUUGGAACAGUAAGAAUUUCUUGUUGAAUCCAGAAAUUUGUGAAGUAUUUGCAGUUGCAGGAGCUUGGUCUUUGUUGUUUGUUUUUCCUACAAGCCAAGAUUCAGUUUAAUUCAUCAUCAUUACAUUCCCUAAGGUUAAGAAGAGAGAAUAAAUUUUAAGAAAAGCAAAGGUUGCUGUCCUGAUAUACACAGUGAAAAGAAACUAAUCCCCCAGACAUAGCUACAGGAAAGCUUAGUAGCAUUUUCUGGAACAAAGCUGUCCAAGCAACUAAAGUCCAAUGCCAACGAAGCUCAGAUCAGUUUUACUUCCAGCAGCUGAGAAACAACAUUUAACAACAGAAUUCCAUACCUGGGAAGCUUUACUUGUCUUGGCGUGGAAUACCAUAAAGUUGCACACAAAUUUUCAUGUAAAUCUGGAUUCUGAGUUUUCUCGUUUACGUGGCUGUUUAGGUUUCCAGAGCUUGUUAACACAAUGGCUAUUUGAUGUCUACACUAUAAUGUAGUGGUUGAGUGAACCUAUAUUUGAAAUCG